This is a messenger RNA of Grammomys surdaster, 1936 nucleotides long. It is a transcript of the gene Gpr161, whose product is annotated as G protein-coupled receptor 161. The transcript has 7 exons. The record is from RefSeq and is a predicted model, not a curated record. Gene Ontology annotation, biological process: G protein-coupled receptor signaling pathway. The coding region runs from base 127 to 1713 and encodes 528 amino acids. Gene Ontology annotation, molecular function: G protein-coupled receptor activity. Gene Ontology annotation, cellular component: recycling endosome; membrane. NCBI's taxonomy places the organism in Eukaryota, Metazoa, Chordata, Mammalia, Rodentia, Muridae.
GCCGCGCCCCCUGCGGCCGGCUCAGGAAUGGGGGUGUGGGGCGCAGCAGCUACGACCCUUGGCUGGAAUCCGUGAGGACCAGCCGUCCAGUAUGCUCUGCUCACCGCAUCCCGAGGUGCACUGACCAUGAGCCUCCACUUCUCCCUCAGCUACAGGACGGAGCUGAGCAACCUCACUGUGACGGAGGGUGGUGAAGGGGGUGCCAUCUCUGAGUUCAUCGCCAUCAUCAUCAUCACUGUCCUCGUCUGCCUGGGCAACCUGGUCAUUGUAGUUACCUUGUAUAAGAAGUCCUACCUCCUCACCCUCAGCAACAAGUUCGUCUUCAGCCUGACCUUGUCCAACUUCUUGUUGUCCGUGCUGGUGCUGCCGUUCGUGGUGACUAGCUCCAUCCGGAGGGAAUGGAUCUUCGGCGUGGUCUGGUGCAAUUUCUCUGCCCUUCUCUACCUGUUGAUCAGCUCAGCCAGCAUGCUCACCCUUGGGGUCAUUGCCAUCGAUCGCUAUUACGCCGUCCUGUAUCCAAUGGUGUACCCCAUGAAGAUCACAGGGAACCGAGCUGUGAUGGCGCUUGUCUACAUCUGGCUUCACUCUCUCAUUGGCUGUCUGCCACCCCUAUUCGGCUGGUCAUCGGUGGAGUUUGAUGAGUUCAAGUGGAUGUGUGUGGCCGCCUGGCACCGGGAACCUGGCUACACCGUUUUCUGGCAGAUCUGGUGUGUCCUGUUCCCCUUUCUCAUCAUGCUUGUAUGCUACGGUUUCAUCUUCCGGGUGGCCAGGGUCAAGGCCCGAAAGGUGCACUGUGGCACGGUGGUCACUGUGGAGGAGGAUGCCCAGAGGAGUGGGAGGAAGAAUUCUAGUACCUCCACUUCCUCCUCCGGCAGUAGGAGGAAUGCCCUCCAGGGAGUGGUCUAUUCAGCUAACCAGUGUAAAGCCCUCAUCACCAUCCUGGUGGUCAUUGGCGCCUUCAUGGUCACCUGGGGCCCCUACAUGGUCGUCAUUACAUCAGAGGCACUCUGGGGGAAGAACUAUGUCUCCCCAACCCUGGAGACUUGGGCCACAUGGCUGUCUUUUACCAGUGCCAUCUGCCAUCCUCUGAUCUAUGGACUCUGGAACAAGACAGUUCGCAAGGAGCUCCUGGGCAUGUGCUUUGGGGACCGUUAUUACCGGGAACCCUUUGUGCAGCGACAGAGGACCUCCAGGCUCUUCAGCAUUUCCAACAGGAUCACAGACUUGGGUCUGUCCCCACACCUCACGGCGCUCAUGGCAGGCGGACAGUCCCUGGGACACAGCAGCAGCACCGGUGACACAGGUUUCAGCUACUCUCAGGAUUCAGGCACCGAUGUGAUGCUCCUGGAAGAUGGUACUUCUGAGGACAACCCUCCCCAGCACUGCACUUGUCCACCCAAGAGGAGGAGCUCCGUGACAUUUGAGGAUGAAGUGGAACAGAUCAAAGAGGCUGCCAAGAACUCUAUUCUUCAUGUGAAAGCUGAAGUACACAAAUCCUUGGACAGUUAUGCAGCCAGCUUGGCUAAAGCCAUUGAGGCUGAAGCCAAAAUCAACUUAUUUGGGGAGGAGGCUCUGCCAGGGGUCUUGUUCACAGCACGGACUGUCCCAGGGGCUAGCUUUGGGGGCCGUCGAGGCAGCAGGACUCUUGUGAAUCAGAGGCUGCAGCUACAGAGCAUCAAGGAAGGGAAUGUCUUAGCUGCAGAACAGAGAUGAAAGCUUCAGAGGGGACUGGGGCCGCAGCGGAGCUACUGGUGCUGGUGCCUGUGCCAAGACCUGAAACAUGUCACCACUCAGAGAGGGCCAGGAGCUGGGAAAGAAACAUCUGGCCACAAAAAAAGCCCAAAGAAGCUAAGAGUAACAUGGUAACAGGAGUAAACCAAUGAGUUAACAGAUUCUGACAUCAUUUGAAGAUGUCCCAAGAGCAGCCGAGUCAAGA